GCUCUCCGACGCCGCACCGAUCAUUCCGGCAGCUCGUGCCCACUGCGCCACCUGCUGCUUCCACCGCGAGAGCUAGAGGCCGGGUUAGCGGAAGGGGUUUUGGAGCGAGAGCGAGUGAUGGCGGAUCAGGGGGUGGAGAUGGCGGUGCUUCCCGUGGAGAAGACUGGAGAGGUGUCGGAGGAGGCGGUGGAGAAGGUGGCGGAGGAGGUGGAGAAGGUGGAGCCGGAGGUGGAGAUGGUGGUGUUUCCCGUGGGGAAGGUGCCGGCGCCGGCGCCGGAGGCGGAGGGGACCGGCAGGAUGAUCACCCUCAAGAGCUCGGACGGCGCCCUGAUCGAGGUGGCGGAGGCGUCGGCGAGGCUGUCCAAGAUCAUCGGGAAAAGGAUCGACGACGGCCGCACCGACCCGUACAUCUUACUACCCGCAGUCGACACCGCGACCCUCGAGAAGAUGAUCGCGUACUGCAACCAGCACGCCGACAAGAAGUCCGACACCGUCGAGGAGAAAGAGUACCUCAAGAACUGGGACAAGACCUUCAUCGACGAGCUGGCCGGCGACACGGGCUUCCUCGUCAAGGUCAUCGUGGCCUCCACCGACUUCAAGAUCGAUGGACUCCUCGACCUCGCCUCCCAGAGGGUCACCGAGGCGGUCAAGGAAAAGAGCCUCGAGGAGAUCCUCAAGGCCUUCAACGUCAGCGAGUAGGGUCACCGAGGCGAUCAAGGAAAAGAGCUUCGUGCGUGGAGUACACACCUGAACAGUAAGCCGUAGUGUCGUCGUCGUAAUGGUUGUUGUCUCGUAGUUGUGUGUUGUGUCUCUGGUAGAUUCAGAUCUCGUCGGCUUAGGCUUAGCUUGAGUUCUUGCAUCCUGUCCACGAAGAACAGAGUCGGCUGUGUCGUCGUUGAAUGCUUUUUUGAACUGCUGGAUCGAUUGCAUGAAGUGAAUCUUUUGCCUCCAAUAUAAUUUGGUUGUUGUGUCUUCUUGGUUUUCAUGCAGUUCGUCUCCUUAUGAAAUGUUUUCUCCAAGACUACAACGUUUACUCCUUGGGAUGUGGUUCGCUGGUUGGAUUCCAAUCCAAGAUAUUCUGUUGUGUUUUGGGUGCAAGUUUUGGGGUUGAGUUUUGCCCGGAUUCAGGUGCGAAUGCUGUAUUACGUUUCGGAUUGAUCCGGUGAUCCCUACUGAUCCCUGUGUAUUUUCAUCGAGUGGUUCGCUUCGUGCUGUUUAGAUUCCGGCGUGGACUGAAGAAUGAAGGGAAAACGUGGUUGCGA
Oryza brachyantha (malo sina) is the source of this 1262-nucleotide messenger RNA. Its product is annotated as SKP1-like protein 13. NCBI's taxonomy places the organism in Eukaryota, Viridiplantae, Streptophyta, Magnoliopsida, Poales, Poaceae. Gene Ontology annotation, cellular component: cytoplasm; nucleus. The transcript has a single exon. Gene Ontology annotation, biological process: SCF-dependent proteasomal ubiquitin-dependent protein catabolic process. The coding region runs from base 118 to 699 and encodes 193 amino acids. The record is from RefSeq and is a predicted model, not a curated record. Gene Ontology annotation, molecular function: cullin family protein binding.